AUGGCGCUCCCCCAGGUUCUCGCGUUCGGGCUCCUGCUCGCGGCGGCCACCGCGGCGGUGGCCGCGGCUCAGAAAGGAUGUGUCUGUGAAAACUACAAACUGACCACAAACUGCUCUUUGAACACACAUGGUCAGUGCGAGUGUACUUCAAUUGGUGCACAAAAUUCUGUCAUUUGCUCAAAACUGGCAACCAAAUGUCUGGUGAUGAAAGCAGAAAUGACUGGCACAAAGUCUGGGAGAAGAGCGAGACCUGAGGGGGCUUUCCAAAAUAAUGAUGGGCUUUAUGAUCCCGACUGUGAUGAGAAGGGGCUCUUUAAAGCCAAGCAGUGCAAUGGCACCACCACAUGCUGGUGUGUAAACACUGCUGGGGUCAGAAGAACUGAUAAGGACACGGAAAUAUCCUGCUCCGAACGCGUGAGGACCUACUGGAUCAUCAUUGAACUAAAACACAAAACAAGAGAAACACCUUAUGAUAUUAAAAGUUUACAGACUGCACUUAAGGAGGUAAUCACAACUCGUUAUCAACUAGAUCCAAAAUAUAUCACAAACAUUCUGUAUGAGAAUGAUCUUAUCACUAUUGAUCUGGUGCAGAAUUCAUCUCAGAAAACUCAGAAUGAUGUGGACAUAGCUGAUGUGGCUUAUUAUUUUGAAAAAGAUGUUAAAGACGAAUCCUUGUUCCAUUCCAAUAAAAUGGAUCUGAGAGUAAACGGGGAGCUAUUGGAUCUGGAUCCCGGGCGAACUGCAAUUUACUAUGUUGAUGAAAAACCACCUGAAUUUUCAAUGCAGGGUCUGCAAGCUGGUAUUAUUGCUGUCAUUGUAGUUGUGACACUUGCAAUUAUUGCUGGAAUCGUUGUGCUGGUUAUCUCCAGAAAGAACAGAAUGGCAAAGUAUGAGAAGGCUGAGAUAAAGGAGAUGGGUGAGAUGCAUAGGGAACUCAAUGCAUAA
Puma concolor (puma) is the source of this 945-nucleotide messenger RNA. It is a transcript of the gene EPCAM, whose product is annotated as epithelial cell adhesion molecule. The record is from RefSeq and is a predicted model, not a curated record. NCBI's taxonomy places the organism in Eukaryota, Metazoa, Chordata, Mammalia, Carnivora, Felidae. Gene Ontology annotation, molecular function: cadherin binding involved in cell-cell adhesion. Gene Ontology annotation, cellular component: bicellular tight junction; membrane.